ACGUUUCUAAAUUUCAAAGAGUUACGAUCACAGAAACAUUCUCAUUAUCAUACAGUGAAAUUGUGAAAAUCUGUUCUGUGCUCUUACCUUCAUGAAGAAAUGAGCGAAAGCACAACUGUUUGCGAUCAAUAUCCAUUGCAUAGGGCUGUGUUUGAAGGAAACCUCAGGAAAGUUUCAAGUCUUUUGCAUGAUCAUGAUAUCGAUGAAAGGGACAGUCAUGGAAAUACUCCUUUGCACUUAGCAGUUAUGCUUGGCCACAAAGAAUGUGUUUAUUUACUUCUUGAAAAAAAUGCUACAAUCAAAGUGAAAAAUGCUUCAGGUUGGAGUCCACUAGCAGAGGCAAUAAGUUGGGGAAGCAGAUCUAUAGUUAAAGCAGUCUUGAGAAAAAUGAAAGAACAGAACCAGCAUAACAUUGAAAGAAAUCGACCAAAACUUAUGAAAGCAUUACACGGGCUUGGUGAUUUUUAUGUUGAACUUAAAUGGGAUUUUACAAGUUGGAUUCCACUAGUGUCCAGGAUAUUGCCAUCAGACACGUGUAAAAUUUCUAAGAAAGGAUGUUGCAUAAGAUUAGAUAGCACACUCAUUGACUUUGCUGACAUGAAAUGGCAACGUGGUGACAUCAGUAUAAUUUUCAAUGGAGAUGCAGAAGGUACUAAGUCAUUUGCCAUAUUAGAUAAUGAGAAGAAGGUCUUUCAGAGAAUGCAAGAUGAGGACAGUGAUGCUGAAGUUGAUGAAGAAGUAGACUUACUAAUGAGCUGUGACAUAGUAUCAGCAAUGAUGUCAACAAAACCAAUAACUUUCUCUCGUUCACAAGAUGGUUGGUUUUUCAAAGAAGACAAAAUUGAAAAUGUUGGAUCAUAUGUAGCAAAUGUUUAUGAUGUAAAUGGAAUGACAUUAAUUACAAAAAAAAGAAGGGAACAUCUUUCAAAGGAAGAUAUUGUAAAAAAUAAGGCUGUUGUUGAAAGUAUUAGUAAGGGAACAUCAACGGUGGAGAGUAUACCUGAGGUGAAACGUAAGAAGUCUUUAUCAGCCCCAGCUGUUGAACGCUGUUCAUGGGAAAAGUAUAUCGACAGUGAGACGAUAAACAUGCCAACUUUAGGACGUAAAACAAUAUUUAAAGAAGAAAAGAAGACGAUGAAGGCCACUGUUGCCAUGAACGAAGGCUUUCCUCUUAAACUAGAACCUUUGUUAAAUGUCCUCGAAGUUAUCGCCCCUUUUAAACAUUUUGAUAAAUUGAAAGACUUUGUGUCACUGAAGUUACCGCCUGGUUUCCCAGUCCGUGUUGAAAUUCCUGUCCUGCCAACGAUUGUCGCAAGAAUUACGUUUCAAAAAUUUGAGGCCGAGGUGAAGAUUCCCGAUUCGAAAUUCCUCAUUCCCAAAGAUUUUAAGGAAGAUCCAUGUCGCUUUCCAGAUUUAUAGAUGUUUUUACUAUAAUUUUGAAAUGGUGCAGCAUACAAAAAGGCAUAAUAUCCUUUGAGUGAUAUCAUUUCUUGGUGCAUCAGGAAUGCACGUGAAUGCACAGUUCACAAGGGUGUUGUGUGAAAAAAACUUCAAAAUAAUUUGACAAUAUGUACGGCAUACAUAGCUAGCUCAUUUUUUCAUGUUUGUAUUUUUGUCUGGGAAAAUUUAGAUAUUGCAAAUGCAGAUUUAUCAAAUAAAUAUCACUAUGUGCAUGUUAUUAAUUAACAAUAGAUUCAAAUGCAUAUUAUACAUAACUAUACGUAUAUGUAAGUUAAUGAAAUGAUUAAAAUAACUCGACGUUAUGAUUUACAAA
Xenia sp. Carnegie-2017 is the source of this 1774-nucleotide messenger RNA. RefSeq names its product ankyrin repeat domain-containing protein 13C-B-like. NCBI's taxonomy places the organism in Eukaryota, Metazoa, Cnidaria, Anthozoa, Malacalcyonacea, Xeniidae. Gene Ontology annotation, molecular function: protein binding. The transcript is spliced from 18 exons. Gene Ontology annotation, cellular component: cytoplasm. The record is from RefSeq and is a predicted model, not a curated record. The coding region runs from base 100 to 1419 and encodes 439 amino acids.